AUGAAGUUCCAAAAUAUUAAGCUUCUCUUUGAGAACAAAUGCGCAAAAAAAAUCAUCUCAAAAGUAACUAUACCAGCAAUCUUUGCCAUACUCUUGUUUACCAUCACCCCAUUAUCUUAUCCUUUGUUUGGUUUCUCUUCACUCUUGAACAUCAACAAAUCUAAGCUGCAAUCCUCUGCAUAUGAUGAUCAUUUGAAUGAAGCAACAAGCUUUCCCUCAACAACUGUCAACAAGUGUGACAUUUUCAAUGGGGAAUGGAUACCAAAUCCAAAGGCACCAUAUUACACAAACAGAACAUGUUGGGCAAUUCAUGAGCACCAAAAUUGCAUGAAAUAUGGAAGACCUGACUCUGAGUUCAUGAAAUGGAGGUGGAAACCAAAUGAGUGUGAACUCCCAAUAUUCAACCCCUUUCAGUUCCUAGAAAUUGUUAGGGGAAAAUCUAUGGCUUUUGUUGGAGACUCAGUUGGAAGAAAUCAGAUGCAGUCUAUGAUAUGCCUCUUAUCAAGGGUGGAAUGGCCCAUAGAUGUAUCAUACAAAGCAGAUAACUAUUUCAUGCGAUGGAAGUAUCCUAGCUACAACUUCACCAUUGCCACUUUUUGGACACCCCAUUUGGUCAGAGCCAAAGAAGCAGAUUCAGAUGGUCCAAGCCACACUGGCCUAUUUAACCUUUACCUUGAUGAGUUUGAUGAGAAAUGGACAACCCAAAUUGAAGAGUUUGACUAUGUCAUUCUCAAUGGAGGGCAUUGGUUCUUUAGGCCAAUGGUUUUCUAUGAGAAACAAAAAAUAGUUGGAUGCCAUUAUUGCAUCUUAAAAAAUGUCACUGACUUAACCAUGUACUAUGGCUAUAGAAAGGCUUUUAGGACAGCAUUUAAGGCCAUCAAUAGUUUAAAAAACUUUAAGGGAAUAACAUUUCUUAGAACAUUUGCACCAUCUCAUUUUGAGAAUGGGUUGUGGAAUCAAGGUGGGAAUUGUGUGAGAAUAAAGCCAUUUAGGAGUAAUGAGACACAAUUAGUAGGCACCAAUUUGGAGUUAUAUAUGAUCCAAUUAGAGGAGUUCAAAAUUGCUGAGAAGGAAGGCAGAAAGAAGGGUUUGAAAUUCAGGUUGCUUGAUACAACACAAGCAAUGUUAUUGAGACCAGAUGGUCACCCAAGUAGAUAUGGGCAUUGGCCACAUGAGAAAGUGACACUCUAUAAUGAUUGUGUGCAUUGGUGCUUGCCAGGGCCCAUAGACACAUGGAGUGAUUUCCUGCUAGAAAUGUUGAAGACGGAGAGGUUUCAUUUGCACACAAAUUGACAAAUCAA
Gastrolobium bilobum is the source of this 1301-nucleotide messenger RNA. RefSeq names its product protein trichome birefringence-like 19. NCBI's taxonomy places the organism in Eukaryota, Viridiplantae, Streptophyta, Magnoliopsida, Fabales, Fabaceae. The record is from RefSeq and is a predicted model, not a curated record. Gene Ontology annotation, molecular function: O-acetyltransferase activity. Bases 1 to 1293 code for a protein of 430 amino acids. Gene Ontology annotation, cellular component: Golgi apparatus. The transcript is spliced from 2 exons.